ACCACCUCCUUCCACCAUUUCUCAAUGCUACCCUGCGCUAGAGCGAAUCUCAGACGUUCUGUAUCUGAUGUCUAUAAUAGGCCGCUCAAAUCUUCCUUGCAUCCCGCGUAUCGCCAGUUUCACCAUCUGUCCCAACGGACGUGCACCAGUGAAAUCAGGUCGUCGGGCUUGGUCCCUAUCGUCAUUGAACAAACGGGACGGGGCGAACGUUCAUACGAUAUCUUCUCCCGUCUGUUGAGGGAGCGUGUUGUGAUGCUUCACGGCCCGAUACAUGACUCGGACUCUGCUCUGAUUGUCUCCCAACUCCUGUUUCUCGAAGCGGAGGACUCGUCCAAGCCAAUACAUCUGUACAUAAAUUCGCCAGGAGGCAGUGUCACGGCUGGAAUGGCUAUAUAUGACACAUAUGUCUCGUCGAGCAUCCACACGUACUGCAUCGGACAAGCGUGUUCCAUGGGAUCACUGCUCUUAGUCGCUGGUGAGAAAGGCAAGCGUCACUGUCUUCCUCACGCCAGCAUCAUGAUACAUCAGCCUUCAGGAGGUGCUUCUGGGCAAGCUUCGGACAUCGCUAUCCAUGCCAAAGAGAUCCUGCGCGUGCGCGAGGUUCUUACGAGGGUCUAUCAGCACCAUUGUCAACGGCCCAAUGAGCUCGAGACAGAAGCACUACAACGCUUUGAGACGGCCUUGGAGCGUGAUUAUUUCAUGACUGCGCAGGAAGCUCUCGACUUUGGGAUUGUGGAUAGCAUUCUAGAGAAGAGGCCGCGGUCCGACUCCGGGGUUACGAGCUAAUCCCCAUUCGGGAAGGAUGUAGCUCGAGAUCCAUUAGAGUGUAUUUGCAGGUGGUGAAAGUUCUCCACAGUAGGCAAAGAUGUCCGCGGGGAGCCCCGCCAAAACAUGCAGUGCGUAGUCAACGUCCCACUCCACUUUUCCCGUGCUGCAAAUACACUCUAUUGUCCUGCCUUGUAAUGAACUCGGUAACAUGAAC
This is a messenger RNA of Punctularia strigosozonata HHB-11173 SS5, 982 nucleotides long. RefSeq lists its product as uncharacterized. Gene Ontology annotation, biological process: protein quality control for misfolded or incompletely synthesized proteins. The transcript is spliced from 7 exons. The record is from RefSeq and is a predicted model, not a curated record. Gene Ontology annotation, cellular component: endopeptidase Clp complex. Bases 25 to 786 code for a protein of 253 amino acids. NCBI's taxonomy places the organism in Eukaryota, Fungi, Basidiomycota, Agaricomycetes, Corticiales, Punctulariaceae. Gene Ontology annotation, molecular function: ATPase binding; ATP-dependent peptidase activity; serine-type endopeptidase activity.